Molecule: messenger RNA, 955 nt
Organism: Dicentrarchus labrax (European seabass)
Lineage: Eukaryota; Metazoa; Chordata; Actinopteri; Moronidae
Product: polyubiquitin-B-like
Exons: 2
Coding region: 154-630 (158 amino acids)
Biological process (GO): protein ubiquitination; modification-dependent protein catabolic process
Cellular component (GO): cytoplasm; nucleus
Molecular function (GO): protein tag activity; ubiquitin protein ligase binding
Source: RefSeq, a predicted model, not a curated record
GUUGAUCAGCUGAGGCAGACUGUAUAUAAACUGUGGGGAGCUGAAACCUCUGACACAGCUGCUCGUAACAAUCAUCUGUUUGAUUGUCACCUUUGUCAAGACUUCAAGAAGUUUUCCUGAAGAUUUUACAAACGAGAUCACAAGGCCACUUUCAUGAUGGAUAUAACCAUUAAAAUGCUGGAUGGGAGGUUCCACACCCUGACGGUGAACCCACAGGACACAGUGAGCUCUCUGAAAAGGCUCAUCCACGAGAAACUUGGAGUUUCCCCUCAGAGGCAGAAGCUGGUCUUUGUGAACGGCCAGACGACUCAACUCAACGACGACUCAAAGCCUCUCUGCUACUACGGUCUACAGUCUGGAUCCAUGGUGUCUCUGCUGGUCACCCAGCAGCCGGAGACCAUCCAGGUGUUCCUCAGCAACCUACAGGGGCAGAAGAGCACCUAUGAUAUCAGACCCAAUGAGACUGUGAGGAACUUCAAGACCAAGGUCCAGCAAAGAGAGGGUAUCCCAGCAGACCAGCAGAGGCUCCUUUACCAAAGCAGACAGCUGGAGGAUGGUAAAAAUCUCUCAGACUACAACAUCAAGGCUCUUGACACCGUCAACAUGACCGGGCGUCUGAGAGGAGGCUGAGGACGUUUCUGGUUCAUAUAUCAGAGACUUCAUACACUGUACAUUCCUUAAUUUCACAAAAAUGAAGAUCAAAUCAUCCCAAAUGCCAUAUUUAUUAUUAUUUAUUUCUUUUUUCAUUUGGAAAAAGUAAAGAAAACAUUCCCCUGAUGUGUAAUUCUGUCAUAAAAACCUUUUGACUUGAUGUUGAUGUUAUUUUUUUUUUUACAAUACAAAUAUGUUGUACACACAACCUGGCAUGUUGUAAUCUCAUUUGGAAAAAAAAAUGAUGUUUUAUUUUUGUCAACUGGAAACUUUUCAAUAAAACAAAAAAAGUCCAAAAUGUAAA